AUGAUGGUUGUCUGGAGGAAAAGGUCCACAGAAGAGCAGUUUGAGAACUACUUCUGAGCAGCAGUUCUGCUCUUGCUCUGUUGUUGCCUCUUCUUGUGUGUAAUUAGGGUCAAGCUCCAGUGCACAACCGUGUCUCCUGCUGAGCCUUCCACGCACACACAGGCUCUUGGUGCACCAUGGUGGAUGUGAUACGGAAAAUAUCCAUUUCCAAGCCACCUGCAUCUUUGGACAUGUACAAGAGCUCGUACAUGAUGGACUACAGACCGUACAAUGACCACAAACCACCCAUUGAGAAUCAUACACAGAUGAUUAAGUUAGCAGAAGCCCAGCUAAAGGCCAAAGAGUUGGCACGGCCUUCCAAGUCCCAGCUUCCAAUGAUGUAUAAGGAAGAUCCCAUCAGCCAGAGAAAAGAAACUGCAGAAGGACCACGCACUCAAGCAGCUGUUCGCUCUGAUGGCAAAUUGGAGAUGGGUCACACAGACUGCUCAUUUGGUCCUGAAUCGUUCCAAGAGGUCCAGGAAGAGCAGAGGAAGUAUUUUAAUACAGUCCUUCCAAAUGCUGAAUGCUACCUCUCUAAAUGUUAUCCCCAUCCUGAGCAAACUGCAGCCCACGAGGACAAAAUGGAGAGAACACAAAUGCCCACCAUGCCAGAAAGAGAGGCUUCUUCUCCUUCACCAUUUUAUCCCCAGCCUCCUGUAACAACUGAGCAAGGUCCAGGAAAAGAUGAUCAGGAAGGGCCAGAGUUUUCCAAGCGAAGACAAAGUCAGACCUGGGACAGCUAUCAGCAAUUUAUCCUGGAGACGUGCAGAGCAAGGCAAACAAAAGCUCAGCAGAACAGGAGCAUGGUCUUGGGGUCUUCUGUGUUUGGGAAAGAUGGCAGCAAUUCGGAUGGGGCAAGCACCUACAACACAGAUUACAAAUGCUGGUCCGGAGUCCACAACGGACGCUGCAAAGCGCAGAGGAAUUUCUCUAAAAUUGUCUUGGAAGAUGGCCACUUUAACCAGAGCCCCUGGGUUUCAGAAUACAAGGACAGCUACAGUAUUUUCUUGCAGAAGCUGAACUGGCCGUCUCACCACGCCAUGUCAGCUCUGUGCUCUGCCGUAAAGCCCAUCACACAUCUGUCCCAUGGGCUGGCUUCCCACAAGCCCAUUCCAGUGAAUACAGUCUUCUGAGCCUUGCCAUAAAGGCCGUGCUCUGGGAUCUCUCCAAGAUGUCAGCCAUGAUAAUAUCUGAGCAAGACUGUAGAGACCUGGAAGAUCCUUUGUUCCAUAUUUACUGUUGUGUUUAUAGAAUAUUUUUGAAGUAAUUAACAUAGGUCUUUUUUUUUUUUACAUACAAAUUUUUAUUAAAAGAAAACUAGAACUCUGGUUUCAUUGUAUAUGAAGAAUUCUCUUGAGUAUAGUGCGGUAUGUUUAGCUAAAGAAAUAUUCAGGAUGCUUCAAUUAGUUGUGUUAUAAAUAAAAUUUGGCAAUAAAAUUUAUUUUCCAACAAGCAGUA
Messenger RNA from Chelonia mydas (Green sea turtle), 1497 nucleotides. RefSeq lists its product as uncharacterized. Bases 177 to 1172 code for a protein of 331 amino acids. NCBI's taxonomy places the organism in Eukaryota, Metazoa, Chordata, Testudines, Cheloniidae. The transcript has 8 exons. The record is from RefSeq and is a predicted model, not a curated record.